Molecule: messenger RNA, 1122 nt
Organism: Aspergillus niger
Lineage: Eukaryota; Fungi; Ascomycota; Eurotiomycetes; Eurotiales; Aspergillaceae
Exons: 6
Coding region: 1-1122 (373 amino acids)
Source: RefSeq, a predicted model, not a curated record
AUGACUGCUAGAAAUGCGAGACUAACAAGCACCGUAACGAUGCUUAUCAUUUCAGCUCCCCUCGAUGUGGGAGCCAUUAAGCAAGUUGAUGCCUGCGAUUAUUACGCUUCGUGGUCCAUUUGGACGGUGGAUAUAGAAAAGGGUCUUGAUAAUAGAUAUGCAAGUAAGACGAGGAGUGUGCUGAGAUAUAACGAAGGAACCCCCGAGUAUAUGCCGAACAUGGACUAUGUAGACUGGGGGGAAAGAAGACAGAACUACAAAAUAAGGUGGAAGCUUAUUGAAUAUGUAUCGAGUGGACCAAGGACAUACCUCGAACGCUCGAUCGCAGCGAAAAGUGGGAGAUCUAGAUAUGGGUCCCUCUUCCGUAUGAGGAUACUCGGCGCGCCCAUAGAGCAGGGAGACAAAGGACCCUCAUCUUGCGAGCUUAAAAUCGAGCCCUCUUAUUUAGCAGACCACCCUCGUGGCAAGGGACGAGCCAUCAUUAGAUGUGUAGCCAGUAACCCUGGUAGGCUGGAUAGUAUAGAUAAAAGUAUUUCGGUUGGCGACUUAAGUAUAGCAAUUCCUGACUUAUGCUUCAAACCCGAUUCAUCAGGGAACCCUGGCUCCAAAUGUGUUAAUAGUGGCGAGCAUACGCAAUGGGCGGUGAUAGCGGCCGAGUGUUUCACUUCCAUCACGUUGAUAGCAGAUCGUUUAAGAAACCCCCCAGGUGCACUUACUGUUGGGUGCGCAUUCCGUGUUUCCGCAAAAGCGGAUCAGGCGAUGGCUGACGAGCAGGAAGUGGGUAUAGAAGCGCCUAUCGGAAACCCUAAGAAACUCAGAUGGGUUUACUCAGCUCCGUGCUCCUUGAAACUGGAGAACUGUGCUUUCUUUCCCGCUUCUCUUUCCGUUCCAUGUCUGUUUGAUCCAAAUGCUUCUGUUAGCCGAACCACGGGUGGCUUCCCUGAUCGACAGCCGUCGGUUCCCAAAAGGGCCGAGCGUUACCUAAACUCAACGAUCAACCUCGGCGGUUCAGGGGAAGGGUACGUGGAAGGCAACAGUCUUAAGUCGUUCACGUCAGCGAGCACAUGGCUUGCAAUGCAUAAAGUUGCGGCUAUUGGAAUAGUUUCCUCAAUGGUUUCUUGA